AUGCGAUUGGAGAGUGGUAUUGAAAAUUCAGAUGUCGACGAGUUAAAAUUAUUCUCAGAGUGGAUUCUUCAAGUUGGAGAAGCUCAAUGUGGUAUAAUAAUUAAUGAUAGACAUUUUGUUCGUAUUCCUUCAGAUCUAUCAAUUCCUAUUACUGAUGAUCCAAUUCAUGAUAUUGUUUCUGCAAUAUAUCCAAAUAUCUCAGAGAAUUCAGCUGAUUCUAGAUAUUUUCAAGAUAGAGCUAUUCUUGCUGCGACUAUUGAGAUUGUUGAGGAAGUCAAUGAUCAUAUUGUUAAUUUACUACCGGGGGAGGUGACAGAAUAUCUGAGCUCAGAUAGCAUAUGUGGCAGUGAUGCAAAUGUUGACAUUGACAUUGAUUGGAUCAAUGUUGAAUUUUUAAAUCAGAUCAGAUGCUCUGGAUUACCAAAUCAUUCUUUGAAGUUGAAAAAAGGUGUUCCUGUUAUUUUAUUGAGAAAUAUUGACCCUGCUGGUGGAUUAUGCAAUGGUACCAGACUUAUUGUUCACAGCCUUGGAAGAAAUGUUAUUACUGCAGAUAUUGUUUCUGGUAGUAAUGUUGGGGAUAGAGUGUUCAUUUCCCGAGUAAAUUUGAUUCCAAGUGAUUCUGGUUUACCUUUCAAAUUUCAACGUAGGCAGUUUCCAUUGGCAUUGUGCUUCGCAAUGACAAUUAACAAAAGUCAAGGUCAAACCUUAUCAACUGUGGGAUUAUUUUUAUGUCGUCCAGUUUUUUCACAUGGGCAACUUUAUGUGGCUAUAUCACGUGUGAGCCUUAGCGAUGCAUCAGGAGCAUGCAGCGGCAGCAAGGCAUGUGACUCGAUGACAGAUACGUUCCGUACUUGCAGAUGGCCGGUCUAUACCAUCUUGCAAGGCUGA
This is a messenger RNA of Arachis stenosperma, 888 nucleotides long. RefSeq lists its product as uncharacterized. NCBI's taxonomy places the organism in Eukaryota, Viridiplantae, Streptophyta, Magnoliopsida, Fabales, Fabaceae. The transcript has 2 exons. The coding region runs from base 1 to 888 and encodes 295 amino acids. The record is from RefSeq and is a predicted model, not a curated record.